Schistocerca nitens (vagrant locust) is the source of this 2929-nucleotide messenger RNA. It is a transcript of the gene CHES-1-like, whose product is annotated as mucin-12. The transcript has 10 exons. Gene Ontology annotation, biological process: regulation of DNA-templated transcription. Bases 131 to 2320 code for a protein of 729 amino acids. The record is from RefSeq and is a predicted model, not a curated record. Gene Ontology annotation, cellular component: nucleus. Gene Ontology annotation, molecular function: DNA-binding transcription factor activity; cis-regulatory region sequence-specific DNA binding. Lineage: Eukaryota; Metazoa; Arthropoda; Insecta; Orthoptera; Acrididae.
UGAUGCUAUAAGCGAAGAGCAAGCAGCCUGCAGGAAUGGUUGUUGUGGAGUUUGUUUAGCCCAUCGGCGUAGCAGACAUUCACGUAUUUACUGCCUGGACUGACUCCGCUUACCUGUUAUCUCUCAACCGAUGAAGUACGCUAGCGAAGAUGGGUGGCACAGUUCCCGGCCGCAGUCUAGCCCGACACUUCUGCAUCAGCCGUCAAGUCAGCACUGUGGGGCAGGGGCAUGGGUCAGCAGACCUAGAGUGGGAGGGGAGAUUGGGGGGGCAGUAGUCACGACACCCAGACUGGCCACUGUCGAAAUGACAAGACUGGAAUCGGAGCGCAUCGAAAUUCUCGAGGGCGGUGAGGGUAUGGUGAAAGCAGAGAAGCCAGCUGGCCCUGACGACGAUGACCUCACUUCCCUCACGUGGCUGCAAGACAAGAACCUCCUCAAGGGAAUGAACCUGCGUACGGCGAGCAAUGCCGGGGCGCAGGGCUCCCCGACGAGCGACUACGUGGACGAGGGCAGCUGCUGCUCAACCGGAGAGCCCCCUGCCAGCGACUCGAGCGGCUGCUCCUCCAGUGGGCGCUCGCCUGCCAGUCCCGGCUCCGCCAUUGCCGUAGCUGCCACCGCCACUGCCACGGGCACCACCCCCGGCACCACACCCGUAACGGGUGCAGCCGCUGUCGCUGUGAUGGCUGCCCGCGGCAAGCAUCCGCAGCAUGUCCCCUAUGACCCUCUGGUUCACGUUAAUUCCAAACCCCCUUAUUCCUUUUCCUGCCUCAUCUUCAUGGCGAUCGAGGACUCUCCGGGCCACGCGCUACCGGUGAAGGAGAUCUAUGCUUGGAUACUGGAUCACUUCCCGUACUUCAAGAAUGCACCCACUGGAUGGAAGAAUAGUGUGCGGCACAAUCUCUCUCUCAACAAGUGCUUCCGGAAGGUCGAGAAGGCUCCAAAUUUGGGUAAAGGUUCCCUGUGGAUGGUUGACCCGAUGUACCGACCGAACCUCGUGCAGGCACUUGCGAAGUCGCCCUUCCAUCCGUACAGCACCAUUGUCAGCAGAACUGCUUCUGUGAAUAGCAGUCCGGGCUCCGGUUCGCUGCCGAGCACCCCUGCGAAGGCACCGCCGUCCCCCGGCCGCGCGGUUCGUCAGCAGUCUCCCCCAGCCACUGCCGCAAGUAGCAGUGGGAAUGGCAGUGGCGGCGGCAGCAGUGGCGGCAGCAGCAACAGCAGCAGCAUCAGCACUGGCAGUGCCAACAGCAACAACAACAGCACCGGCACCAACAGCAACAGCAGCACCACCAGCAAUACCAGCACCAGCACCAGCGUCAGUCCGGCCAGUGCCAACAACAACAACAACAACAACAACAACAAUAAUAACAACAGCAACAACAACAACAACAACAACAACGUUCCCGACCCGACGCUUUUCCCGUUUCUCAGUCGUCGACUCGCACUGAGCACCACCCCACAGUCGGGAUCCCCCCCGCCGUCGCAACCCUCCGCCCAAGUGAGCCGCGACGACAGCCUCGACGAUGUGGAUGCUGCGGCGGCGAUGCUAGCUCUGAAGCACGCGCACCUCCGUAUACCGCGCAGAGAUGACUGGUACAAAAGGCUGCGCGAAGAAACCUCUGAAGCUGUAGGACUUCGCAAGAAAAUGAGAGUAUCGUCUAGACCCGGCCAGACGGAAGAGCGAAUGGUGAUCACGACGUCGCCGAGUGAGGACCACACGUACAGUGCCGCCCUCAACCUCUCGGCCCGCUCCUCUGGAACUGUCGCCGUGUCGACUACGCCUGCAGGCCCUCACGGGCCCCACGCCCCGCCUUCCACGACUUCCUCGCCGGACGAGGCUUUCGAGGAAGGUUCUGACUCUGAUGACGGAACUGACGGAAAAAACACUCGACUGGGUCGCGGAGCGACUGUCGACACCGUACCGUUGGUGACGUCUGCACACCGCAUCCUCUACAACCACCAGGAUCGAGGAGACACCUCGGACGAGGAGCGGCGCAAGAUCGCGGAAGGUGCUGAUGCCCUCCUCAACUUGGCCGGGAUUCGCACUGAUGGAGGAGCACUCUCCCCUCCCACCUCACUCGUGGCACCGAGCCCUGCUCCACUGCCACUGCAGAACCCAGCUCCGGCACCACAGACGACUCAGCCUCCGCCUUCUUCAGUGUAUUCUGGCCCGAGGAGCAGGCGCCGCAAGAAACCGCCUCCGCCAUCAUCACGGGCCAUUGCAACCCAGAAGUACCAGCACCACCGUUCCUCGUCGGGACACGGGAGUGGUUCGCACGGAGAGAAGAGGGGUAGUGGCUCCUCCACCACUUCCCGGAGGUAGGGCCACUCGCACCGUGGCUAUAGUGCGGUAGUGGCCACUCAGAGUGGCGUGUCAGCUCCCUGGGCGUUUUGAGAAAGUUCGCGUAUAGCGAGUUGGAACCACCUGGGUCGUACACGGACCGAGGGAGAAAAAAACGUGAGUCCACUUUUUUCAUGGUUGUGUGGGGGCUUGACCGGUCUUUCCAAUUUUGUUUUCAUACAUGCCUUCUCGUAAUCUGCCGUCUCUUCUUUCUCAGAAAAAUACUGCUUAUUGGCUUGUGUUACGCUGCACACGACUUUAGCAGAAUAAAGCAAUUCAUAACACUUUGACUUAAUGGGAUUUGCUCAUUCAGUUAACUCUUAACCAAAGAAUUUGGUUGCCCUGUUUAAAAUUUGGCUUUCUUACCUCUGUUCUUGUGUGAUGCAUUUAUCUCAUGCAUUCAAAACAGUAAUGAGAUUCCCAUUCAAUUAAUAUAUGAGGAAUAUAAUGGCUUUCAGUUAGCGGAUUGAUACAAGGUUUCCUAGUAUCAAAAAACAAAAUAAUUUUGUCUCAAUUGUUUUCAGAACAUACUUCCAAUUGGUUUAAUAACUUUCUUGUACACAUGCAUGUGCAGUUAGAUGCCAGUUACAU